CGUAGAACAAAGAUCGUGUUUAUCAGCGGUUCCACUGAAAUCGUGUAAUUUGUUUUGAAUGAUUCGGAGAAAGGAACAGUGUUGAAGAAUCAACGUGCACCUCUGAGGGGCUUCCCGGCCGCGUUCAAUUUUUCGUUUAAAAACCGACGUCCUUUCGUGAUUCUCAUCAGUUAUAGUUUUAACUACGAGCCAACGCGGUGUCCAGCAUUAUGAAAUCGCUCGGUUCUUCAGUAUUUACAGUGUACGUUCUCAUCUUAUUUGUUCAGGCUGAAAAUGUUUUCGGAUUGCCGAGUCUCUGGGCCAAUCUCAAAAAUGAAACUGCUGUUCCAAACAUCGUAAGCAGGAAAGACUGGCAAGCAAGGCUACCGAUUGAACGAGUGUCGCUGAAAGUGACACCAACACCUUACGUGGUUAUUCAUCACGGAGGCAUUGCUCGAUACUGUCACGAUCAAAAAGCAUGCUCCGCGAUCGUGAGAAGCUAUCAAAACCAUCAUAUGGAUGAUAACGGCUGGUUCGAUAUUGGUUACAACUUCAUCAUUGGCGAGGAUGGAAAUGUCUAUGAGGGUCGAGGUUGGAAUGAUGUUGGAGCGCAUGCACCUGGUUAUAACAGCCAGAGCAUUGGAAUAUGUAUCAUCGGUGACUUUAGUAAUUUCCUUCCUGAUGAAGCAGCUCUGAAAGCAGUGAACGCAUUGAUCAAUUACGGAGUAUCCAUUGGGAAAAUCAGCGAAAAUUACCGUGUCCUAGGACAUCGACAAGCCGUAAACACUCUCUGUCCAGGCACUGAACUGUACAAAUAUGUUCAAACGCUUCCACGAUGGACUAACAGUCCUACGCCUACUAUAAAUUGAGCAAUUUGUCGUUAAUCACACGAAUGAAAACACCGCAAACAAGAAGAGUGAAAUCUGAUAAUGCACUUUAUGAUAACAAUAUCUCUACAAGAAAUAUAAUUCUAAUCAAUGGGAUGCAGCGUAUAAAUACGUUUGAUUAUUUAUUGCAUUAAAGAACUUUACAGUGUUUACAUAGUUAUUAUGUUAUCAAAGAAAGAUGUAUGACAAUAAUAGUCACACUAUAAUAGUAUUUCGUUACUUGCGAUUUAUUUCUUCGUUCGACUUAAAUUAAUGAAGUCUCUAAGUAUUUAACUUGUACACUUAAAUAUAAGCGACUGCAAGGUAGAAUACGAAUAGCCCCAUUUAUUAAUUUAAAAUGCAUCUGUUAGAAAUAUGUUUAACGAUAACGUUUGAGCAAUGUACUUAAUUUAUUUCUGAUCUUGUAGUGUAGUACGAAAACGCUAAAAUAUAAUUUUGAGAAAACAUGAAUAUUCUGGUCAUCGCUUUGUAUAGAGUGAAAUAAUAAAUAAAUGCAGCAAAAUAAGUAUCAUGUAAUUUUUCGUAUUAACAUAAGAAAUAUAGUAUGAAUCUUCGAUAAAAUUUUAUAUCUUUCAUAUUUAUUAGUAUAACCUUUCUCUUGGAAAUCUCUCACGACAUAAUUCAUAUUGACGCAAGCAGGAAAAUGGACUUAAAAAAUAUAAAAAUAAGUAAAUUAUUGUAUUACUGUUACCCUUUAAAAAGAAAAUACUUAUCCGUUCCAUGAAGUUUUACUUCGUAACAUGUGAUCUAGGAUAUCAGAAGCUAGACUUUGAUUUCAAGAUUUAAUUGAGUUUUCUUUAAUUGAUAUUAAAACAACUUAACAACGUCACAAAGAAACGGUGAUUUGUAUUAAGAGAGAAAAGUAUUCGUAUUACAAUUUCUUACACUGUUGGCCCCAAAGAAAAAAGUUUCAGUUGAAAUGAUAAAUUAUUAUUUGAAUUGCACAAUGUCGUUGAAACGUCAACGAAACAAAAUCUAUAAGAAGUAUUGCACAACGUUCC
Molecule: messenger RNA, 1867 nt
Organism: Heterotrigona itama
Lineage: Eukaryota; Metazoa; Arthropoda; Insecta; Hymenoptera; Apidae
Source: the annotation of a GenBank genome assembly